AUGCUUUUCUGGGGGCAUACAGGUGAAGAACCUCUGACUGACAGAACCACUAUUGGUCAUGAGAACACUGGUUAUGUCGUCGGCAUCGGAAAAGAUGUCAACGGUUUCAAGAUAGGCGAUCUUGUCGGUUGCCUUGGAUAUGACUGCGAGGGCUGUCAAGUCCAUAAUCUAUUCUGCCAAGAGGGAACAGGACGGAUGCAUGGUUUCACGUGCCCGGGCCACUUUGCAGAGUACUCAGUCUCUGAUGCCCGCAAUGCCAUGGUAUUGCCUCAGGGUAUGGACCCUGAUACUUCGGCACCUUUGUUUUGCGCAGGUGUUACAGCCUACCACGCUGUAAAGGGGUGUGAGCUUGUCGAAGGACAGUGGAUCGCCAUCAUUGGCUGCGGAGGUCUUGGGCAUCUUGCUGUUCAAUACGCCAAAGCUAUGAAGCUCAAAGUCGUCGGCAUUGACAUCAGUAAAUCUCAACUAGAUGAUGCCAAGAGCUUGGGUGCUGACUUCGUUAUCAACACGAUAGAAGAGCCCGACUACGAGGCCAAGAUCAAGAAGCUAACAAACGGUGGCUGCCACGCCGCAGCAGUGUUUAGCGCCUCCAACGUGGCUUAUGAAAGCGCUCCCAAGACCUUGCGGAUUAACGGUCUUAUGAUGGUAGCUGGAAUCCCCAUAAAGCCAUUAAGUAUCAGUGCUCUUGACAUUCUCCUUGGUAGAUACCGCGUUGCUGGUCGUAGCAGUGGAAUACCAAAGAACAUGCCAGAGGCUAUCGAGUUUAGCUAUAAACAUGGUGUUAAAGCCCAUAUCACAUCCUUUAAGGAUUUGAACGAGAUCAGCAAGGUCAUUGAUUUACUCAAGUCUGGAAAAGCAGCGGGAAGAUUCGGAAUACUGUUUGACUAG
Molecule: messenger RNA, 888 nt
Organism: Fusarium mangiferae
Lineage: Eukaryota; Fungi; Ascomycota; Sordariomycetes; Hypocreales; Nectriaceae
Exons: 5
Coding region: 1-888 (295 amino acids)
Molecular function (GO): zinc ion binding; oxidoreductase activity
Source: RefSeq, a predicted model, not a curated record